Molecule: messenger RNA, 1747 nt
Organism: Aplosporella prunicola CBS 121167
Lineage: Eukaryota; Fungi; Ascomycota; Dothideomycetes; Botryosphaeriales; Aplosporellaceae
Exons: 4
Coding region: 419-1450 (343 amino acids)
Molecular function (GO): methyltransferase activity
Source: RefSeq, a predicted model, not a curated record
CAGACACAGACAAUGAAUGAACGAGCGAGACUGCGAGUGAACGAGUAACUGACCAAGUCAGUCAGUGGGCCGACGGUCGGAUCCCCCCCUUUGCGACUUUUGCCGUCUUGCCGUCUCAAUUGAAACUAAAACUAAACAAAAGCCCGCGGUCCCGCACGCCCUGCGCCGCCCUACGCACCCUCGCACGCUCUCCACGCACCACGCCACUGCCGCCGGAGGAUAACCUAACCUUGCCUUGCCUUCCAGGGUACUUUACUUGGCUGCGCCCCGCCCGCUCGCUCCCGUCCGCACCUGCAUCUGCAAACCCCUCCGCAACCCGGUCACGAAGAAAGGGAAAAGCAAAAACAAAAGCAAACAAUUGCAAUACGAAGAGUUCGAGAAGGACAUACAUACAUACCUUGCCAGCAACCGAACAGCCAUGGCCGAGAACCCGACGACGACGACGACGCCCGCAGCCACGGCUGUCCCGCUGGAUGUCGACCCUGACUUCCUUCGGCACUCUGACAGCGACACCGACAGCGCAGUCGGCAGCAUCGACGAGCAGCUCUCGAGCUUCAGCACCUCGCUGACGUCCAGCAUCACCAACUACCCGGUCCGCAACGGGCGCCGCUACCACGCGUACAAGGACGGCAGCUACAUCCUGCCCAACGACGACGAGGAGCAGGACCGCCUCGACCUCGCCCACCACAUGAUGCUCAAGCUCAUUGGCGACCGCCUGUUCCUCGCGCCGCUGCCGGACGACUUUGCCGGCAAGAUUUUGGACGUUGGGACGGGGACGGGCAUCUGGGCGAUUGAGAUGGGCGAUCGCUUCCCGAGUGCCGAGAUCUUGGGCAAUGAUUUGAGCCCGGUGCAGCCGACUUGGGUCCCCACGAACGUCAAGUUCGAGGUCGACGACGUCGAGAACGAGUGGACCUUCCCCACGCCCUUCGACUACGUCUUCUCGCGGUACCUGGCCUCGGCGAUCGGCGACUGGCCGAACCUGGUCAAGCAAGCCUACAAGAACGUCAAGCCCGGCGGGUGGGUCGAGUUCCAAGACUUCGACUCGAUGUUCUACUCGGACGACGGGUCGCUGACGCCCGACCACGCGAUCCACAAAUGGAUCAGCACGCUGGUCGAGGCGUGCGGCAAGCUGGGGCGGUACUCGCUGCCGGGCCACAAGCUGCCCGAGUGGUUCAAGGAGGCCGGCUUCGUCAACAUCCACCACGAGAAGUUCAAGCUGCCCAUUGGGCCGUGGGCCAAGGAGAAGCGCCAGAAGGAGGCCGGCCUCCUCAACCUCAUGCAGGUCAUUGAUGGGCUCGAGGGCUUCUCGCUGCGCGUCUUUGUCGACAUCCUCAAGUGGGAUAUCAAGGAGGUGCAGGUGCUGCUGGCCCAGGUCCGCCAGGACCUCAAGGACAAGAGCAUCCACGCCAUGUUUGACUUCCACGUCGUCUGGGCCCAGCGCCCCGAAUAAGCGCCCGCUUCGAUGGAUGUACAUAUGUGUGUACGUAUGUGUGUGUGCUCGCGCGUGCUUUGCCCCUUCGGAUACCUGCGUCUCGGCAUUUAUAUAUCGGCCGGCAUCUGGACUGCGUUCAAGCGACAAACCAAAAACCAACAACAUGAUGUUGAUAUAUACCCCACGACAAGCCUGCCUUUUCUUUUCUUUUUUGUUUUAAAGUUUUGCUCAAGGAUGUUAGUACUAUUACCGAGGCCGAGAAAAAAAAUGUUCUGCAGAGGGUGAGAGGGAGAGGGAGUCAAAGCGGAGAAGGGG